Messenger RNA from Phalaenopsis equestris, 550 nucleotides. Its product is annotated as NDR1/HIN1-like protein 10. Gene Ontology annotation, biological process: defense response to other organism. NCBI's taxonomy places the organism in Eukaryota, Viridiplantae, Streptophyta, Magnoliopsida, Asparagales, Orchidaceae. The transcript is spliced from 2 exons. The record is from RefSeq and is a predicted model, not a curated record. The coding region runs from base 155 to 550 and encodes 131 amino acids.
CCCACCCGAAGUUUCUCAAAUCUUUCUGGCCCUGUUCCCCAGUUCCAACACUCACCAGCCACAAAGCCUCAAGGCUUACGCCGAUAAUGCCACUCUAUCAGUCUUCAAUCUCUCUUCACCCGGCAACGGCAGUCUCAACUACAAACUCUCUUUCAUGCUCAGCUUACGAAAUCCAAACCGCAAAUACAGCUUCUACUACGAGCGACUAAAUACCGUAGCGUUUUAUGAUGGAUACCAGUUCGCUCACGCGGGCUCGCUUCGGAAUUAUCAAGGAAGAAACAGUUGGAUGUCGUUGAAUGUGAGCUUAGAGGGUCGGAGUACGGUAUCAACCGACUCGGUGAGGCAAGGUUUUGAGCGGGAGAAAGGAGAAGGUUUCUUUCAUGUGAGGGUGAAGAUUUAUGCCACGGUUCGGCUAAAAAUGUUCAUGAUAAAGAGCGAGCAGUUCAAGCCGGACUUGGAUUGCAACCUAAGGCUUCCCGUGCCGUCAAAUGAUACUUCUCUGGCAGCAGGUUUCUAUAGAACCGAAUGUGAAGCGAACCAUUUCUCAUAG